AUGCAACAGAGCCAGAGAACGAAGCUGGCGGUGACUGCUUGGGGAGGAAAGUGGCCCAGCAAUGGCUACACGUUGCUGGGCCGGGCAGCAGAGGGCUUCAAGGGCUCCUACUUGAAGGCCUGUGAAGACCCAGAGGACAAUGCUGGGACAGCGAGACAACAGCUGGAACAACAGAGGUUGGAGGCGCAGAAGAAGAUGGAGCAGCUGGCAAAAGCCCUGACAGAGAUGGACGCAGGAUCUGCCAUCAAAGCUGCCUCUGCAGCAGCAUCCUCCGAAGAAGCCUCCUCUCCGCAGCCCGAAAACCUGAGCAGUGUGGGAGAUCCAGAGAAGAAGUACACUGGAUGGAGACCUAUUGGCAGUGGGGGGUUUGGAACCGUUUAUAAGGCCUUCAAUGCUGCCACAGGACGAGAGGUGGCCAUAAAGCAACUUAAUCUCCAGCACCAGGGCUGCGAGGAUGUGUUGAAGGAAAUCCUGGUCAUGAAAGAAUAUAAGAACCCCAAUAUUGUCACCUACCUAGAAAGCUACCUUGUCAAAGAGGAUGUCCUGGUGGUGUUGGAGUAUAUGGAUGGAGGCUCCUUAGCUGAUGUGGUCAGCAUGAAAAGGAUGGCUGUAGGACACAUAGCAACAGUGUGUCGGGAGUGCCUGCAAGGCCUGGCUUUCCUUCAUGCCAACCAGGUGAUCCACAGAGACAUCAAAAGUGACAACAUCCUUCUGGGCCGGGAUGGCUCCGUCAAGCUGGCUGAUUUUGGCCUCUGUGCUCCGUUCAGCCCUGAGCAGAGUAAACGGAGGUCGAUGGUCGGGACCACUUGCUGGAUGGCACCCGAGGUGGUGAGAAGAGAGCCAUACGGCCCCAAAGUGGACAUCUGGUCCCUUGGCAUCGUGGGAAUAGAAAUGGCCAAAGGAGAGGCUCCUUAUAUUCGGGAAACCAGUGAGAGGGCUAAGUACCUGAUAGGCAAGCAAGGCGUACCAGACCUGCACAAGCUCAGGCUGCCCUCUGGCUUGUGUGAAUUUCUGGGCUGCUGCCUGCAGAUGGAUGUGGACAGGCGAGGCUCUGCCAAGGAACUUCUGCAGGUACAAGGCAAAGCGGCUGCAGCCCAAAGAGCUGUUCCCUGUCAGGGUUUGUUCCUCGGCCAAACUCCAGGGCUUCCGAUCGGCCCCCCCACAUAG
Vidua macroura (Pin-tailed whydah) is the source of this 1167-nucleotide messenger RNA. RefSeq names its product serine/threonine-protein kinase PAK 1-like. The record is from RefSeq and is a predicted model, not a curated record. Gene Ontology annotation, cellular component: cytoplasm. Lineage: Eukaryota; Metazoa; Chordata; Aves; Passeriformes; Viduidae. The transcript has 11 exons. The coding region runs from base 1 to 1167 and encodes 388 amino acids. Gene Ontology annotation, molecular function: ATP binding; protein serine/threonine kinase activity. Gene Ontology annotation, biological process: regulation of axonogenesis; intracellular signal transduction; regulation of MAPK cascade.